Plasmodium reichenowi is the source of this 2109-nucleotide messenger RNA. RefSeq lists its product as hypothetical. The coding region runs from base 1 to 2109 and encodes 702 amino acids. Lineage: Eukaryota; Apicomplexa; Aconoidasida; Haemosporida; Plasmodiidae. The transcript has a single exon. The record is from RefSeq and is a predicted model, not a curated record. Gene Ontology annotation, molecular function: protein binding.
AUGAAAAAAGAAUUUGUAGAAUACAAUAAAAAAUAUUUCAGGAAUAUACAAUUUGUGUAUGAUUUCUUGAAUAAAAUUGGAAUGAAAAAUAGUUUGAAUGAAUUAAAAAAAGAAAGUAAAAUAGAUUAUAUAAAAGAUUAUGAUUUAUAUUUUUUAGAUGGAAAUAAUCAAGAUAUUUCAGAUGAUGAAAAUAUAAGAGACGAAGAAGAAAAAGAUGAAGAAGAAAAUAUAGAUGAAGAUUUUGAAGAUAUUGAUAAAACAUUUUUUAUUUAUACUAUGAAUAAAAUGAACAAUUCUAUACUUUGUAAAGCUAUUGAUCUUUUUGAUCGGGAUAUAAAAGAAAAAUAUGUUCUUUUGCAAAAUGUUCAAAAUGUAAAGAAUAUAAACCAUAAGCGAAGUGAUAUAGAUGAAAAUCGUAAUAAUAUUCUUUAUGAAAACAAUGAUGAUGAUAAUAAUAUUAAUAAUAAUAUCAAUAAUAUCAAUAAUAAUAAUAGUAAUAAUAAUGCCGUUAAUAAUUUCGAUGAAUAUAUGUAUUUACCAGAUCAAAAUAAUUCUCUUACUAUACCUUUUAUGAAGGAAAAAAAAGAAAAUAUAUUUCUCAAAAAUGAUAAUAAGGAUGAUGAAAAUUUAAAAUUAAAUAACACAAACAAUGUGACACACAAAGUAAGAAUGAACUCAUAUAACUGGGAUUCAUAUUUUACUCAAGAUAAAGAAAUUUAUAAAAAGUUAAAUGUAUCCAUUGUACAUAAUGAUAUAACAAAUAAUAUAAAUGAUCAGACCAAUAAACCGUCAAAUAUUUUAUGUAUUCAGUAUAUUGAUAUAUAUCAUAAACAAAAUAAUAAAUAUAUAAACUGUGAAAAUAUUAUAUUUUUUCAAAGAUUCUUUCCAUUAUUCCUUUUAGUUGGUUAUGCAAAUGGAAAUAUCAUUUUGUUUUUAAUACUUUACCAAAAGGAAAAAAAUGAAAAAAAAAAUGAAAAAAAAAAUGAAAAAAAAAACAAAAUAAACGAAAUAAACGAAAUAAAUAAAAAAGAGGAAUGUCAUAAUGAUAAUCAUAUAUAUUUAUACCAACAAUUAGAACACAUAUCCUUAGGGUCUCCCGUUAUGCAUAUAGAUAUUAACUAUCAAGAUAAUUUAUUCAUCGCUUCAACCAUGAAUGGUGAUAUAUGUAUUUGUCAAAUUAAUAUGAAAGAAAUUGAAGAUAUAAAAAAUAAAUUGAUAGAAACAAAUGAUUUAAAUCAUGAUACAAAAAUAAAAAAUGAUAAUCCAUAUAUGUUUCUAAAAGAUGUAUUAAAAUACCAUAUGAAAUACUCAAUCCAGUGUUUGUUUAAUGAAGAUUAUUCUUUAUUUUGUUCUAUUGCUAAUGAUAAAAAUUUAAUUAUUUAUGAAAAAAUUGUAGCAAAUAAUAAAAUGAAUGAAAAAAUUGACGACAUUUGUAGUAGGAACAUAAAUAAUAACAUAUAUGAUGAUAAACCAAACUAUACAUAUGAAAAAAAAAAAAUUAUAGGUCUACCUGAUAUACCAACCAAUAUAUUAUGGGUUAAACAUAAUAACAAAGAGAUAAUCAUAAUAUCUAUGCUUAAUAGUAAUCAUAUAAUUUUUUUGAAUAGUUCAAAUUAUCUCAUAGAAAAUAAAUUAUACCUUUUCGAUUUAAGUAAGGAAAACAAUAAUGAACAUGAAGAAUCAAAAAAUGAAAAACACAACAUUUUAGCAUUAGAUUAUCAUAAAAAAAAAAAUAUAUUAGUUAUAUGUACAGAUACAUCAAAAAUAUUUGUAUAUUCCUUUAAAGAAAAAUCUAUAAUAAAAACAAUUUAUGGAUGUGUAUUAAAUUCAUUAUCUUUUCCAACCAUACAAAUAGAUAUAAGUGGUAAUUUUAUUUAUGUAACUUCAGAGGAUAAGGUACACGGUACAUACAUUUUAAUUUUUGAUAUAAAAAGUGGUAAUAUUAUUAAUACUAUAAAUAAUGGAUUUAAAAUUAGAUGCUUUCAACUUUUAAAAAAUUAUAUAUGUCCCUCAACUCUUAAAGUAAAUUCAAAUAAUAUUCAUACAAAUAAAAAAACAUUACUUAUAUUAGGCUCAUUUGAUAAAAAGCUCCAUUUUUAUUCUAACUAA